CCUUUGUAACUCCACCUGGCUGUCUUCUAGUGAAGAUACUAUUCUUUCAUGUCCUCGUUUAUUGCUUCUUAAAUGUGAGCACAAGGAAAGUGGUGAAGCAAGAGAAACACUAAUUUAUUCCUGCAGAGCUGCCCAAAAAGGCAUGGUGGUGAGAAGCUUUGCUUGGUCUGCUGUGUAUUUUUAACAACUUCCACAUGUCAUGGCUUCGUAAAUCUCACUUGCAUCUCUCUUUCUCUCACUAUUUCUCUCUGUCGUCUCAGUUUGAGAGAGUAGUUUUUCGUAGGAGAGAUGUGGGAUUAUUCUGAGAAAUCAUGAACUCCCAAAGCAAUGGCCUCCAUAUCUGGUGGACGAUUCUUGCAGUUGUUGUUUUGUUUCUUGUAGUUCAAUCUUUUGGGCUUAACACAGAUGGUAUUCUCUUGCUUUCUUUCAAGUUCUCUAUUCUCACUGACCCUCUUCGUGUUCUUCAGAGCUGGAACUACAACGAUGAGACUCCAUGUUCCUGGAAUGGAGUUACCUGUGGAGCUCUCUCUCGUGUCACUGGCUUGUCUCUGCCAAAUUCUCAGCUUCUUGGUUCUAUUCCUGCUGAUCUUGGUAUGAUCCAACACCUCCAAAAUCUUGACAUAUCCAACAAUUCUCUCAAUGGGUCUUUGCCUUUUUCUCUUUUCAAUGCAUCCCAACUUCGCUUUCUUGAUUUGUCUAAUAAUAUGAUCUCUGGCGAGUUGCCAGAGACUACAGGUUCCUUACAAAAUCUUGAGUUUCUUAACCUGUCUGACAAUGCAUUGUCGGGAACCUUACCCUCCAGUCUCCCUAGUCUCCAUAAUCUAACUGUUGUUUCUUUGAAGAACAAUUACUUUUUUGGUGGUCUGCCUAGUGGAUUUGGAGCUUUUCAGGUUUUAGAUCUUUCUUCCAAUCUCAUCAAUGGAUCUCUGCCUCAAGAUUUUGGUGGUAGUAAUCUCCAGUACUUGAACAUCUCUUAUAACAAGCUCUCCGGCCAAAUUCCAGUGGAAUUUGCUUCACAAAACCCUGGUAAUGCCACUAUCGAUCUCUCAUUCAAUAAUCUGUCUGGACUAAUACCAAAUUCUAGCAUUUUCCUGAAUCAGAAAGCUGCUUCUUUUAUUGGGAAUCCUGAUAUCUGUGGCGAGCCAUCAAGAAACCCAUGCCCAAUUCUUUCUCAUUCGCCAUCCUUUCUUCCGAACGUAUCUUCACCUACCUCUCCUCCAGCAAUCGCUGCAAUUCCAAAAACAAUAUCCUCAAGCCCUGCAACCACCCGACCAGGUCGUGCAGCAACUGAGACUCAAGGGCUUAGGCGAGGAACCAUCAUAGGAGUUAUAGUUGGCGACAUUGCAGGGGCUGCAAUUCUCGGUAUGAUUUUCUUCUAUGUCUACCACUUAAAGAAAAGGAAGAACGUCGAAACCACAAUCAAGAAAGAGGCUAAUAAUGCAAAGGACACUCGGUCAUCUUCCUCCUCAGAAUCAAGAGGAUUCACGAGAUGGUCAUGUUUACGCAAGAGAGACAAUGAAGAAGAAUCCGAUUCCCCUAGUUCCGACAACGACGACGAAAAUCCUGGAAAUCUCGAAAAUCAACGGCCACAAGAGCAGGAACAAAACAAAGGAGGCAAAUUAGUGACUAUUGACGGCGAAAAACAGCUCGAGCUCGAAACUUUACUCAAAGCAUCAGCUUAUAUACUGGGCGCAACUGGCUCUAGCAUAAUGUACAAGGCCGUUCUCGAAGAUGGGACUGCACUUGCUGUUCGUAGAAUAGGUGAGAGCCAUGUAGAGCGGUUCAGAGAUUUCGAGACCCAGUUCCGUGUUAUAUCCAAGUUGGUGCACCCAAAUCUGGUUCGAAUUUGUGGGUUCUAUUGGGGGGCCGAUGAGAAGCUCAUUAUCUAUGAUUUCGUCCCCAAUGGCAGCCUCGCCAAUGCUCGUUACCGGAAAGUGGGCUCUUCACCUUACCAUCUACCGUGGGAGGCCCGACUGAAGAUUUCUAAAGGGGUAGCCCGUGGACUGUCUUUUCUCCACGAUAAGAAGCACGUGCACGGAAACUUAAAGCCCAGUAAUAUUCUCUUGGGCUACGACAUGGAGCCUAAGGUUGGAGAUUUUGGGCUCGAGAGGCUCGUGACUGGUGACUUGAGCUGUAAAUCCAGCGGAUCAACCCGAAAUUUUGGAAGCAGAAGGUCCACAGCCUCUCGCGACAGCUUCCAGGACUUCUCACUUGGGCCCAGCCCAAGCCCAAGUCCAAGUCCGAGCUUGAUUGGAGGUUUAUCUCCGUACCAUGCUCCAGAGUCGUUGAGAAACCUCAAGCCCAACCCAAAGUGGGACGUGUAUUCAUUUGGGGUUAUAUUAUUAGAGCUGCUCACUGGGAAGGUUAUAGUUGUGGAUGAAUUGGGUCAAGGAAGCAAUGGACUAGUAGUUGACGAUCUGAAUCGAGCUGUAAGGAUGGCUGAUGUGGCAAUUCGAGCUGAUGUGGAAGGCAAAGAGGAGUCCUUGCUGGCUUGCUUCAAGUUAGGUUACAGUUGUGCUUCUCCAAUUCCACAAAAAAGGCCAACAAUGAAAGAGGUGCUACAAGUACUAGAGAAAAUCCCAUCUUCUUCUUAAUCCUCAUCAUACUUGUAUGGUCACCAAUAAGUAAUAACAGAAAUAUUAAUUUAUUAAAUAUAAUUUAAACCCA
Molecule: messenger RNA, 2667 nt
Organism: Manihot esculenta (cassava)
Lineage: Eukaryota; Viridiplantae; Streptophyta; Magnoliopsida; Malpighiales; Euphorbiaceae
Product: probable LRR receptor-like serine/threonine-protein kinase At4g37250
Exons: 2
Coding region: 312-2594 (760 amino acids)
Biological process (GO): protein phosphorylation
Molecular function (GO): protein kinase activity; protein binding; ATP binding
Source: RefSeq, a predicted model, not a curated record